Messenger RNA from Perca fluviatilis (European perch), 2092 nucleotides. RefSeq lists its product as uncharacterized. Bases 216 to 1679 code for a protein of 487 amino acids. The record is from RefSeq and is a predicted model, not a curated record. The transcript is spliced from 3 exons. Lineage: Eukaryota; Metazoa; Chordata; Actinopteri; Perciformes; Percidae.
UCGCUUUAUGCCGAGCGUCACGUCACCACACCGGAAAACAGGUCUCCCGACUUCCGGUUUGCUUCCGCUUGUCGGAAAAGCCGGUAGCUGGGUAGCUGGUAGCAACCGUAGCAACAGUAGCAAUGGUAGGUACUGACAGACUUAGCCUAGCUAGCCUUUUUUAAUGUUGGCGUUUUAUUUGAUUUUAAAAUCUGGAUGUUAGUGACAAGAAGAAAAUGUCAAAGCCAGUGAAGUACCAGAAGCGGGAUAAUCCCAACAGUGAUUUCUGCUGCGUACCUCAAUGUGCGAUGUCAGGGAAGUUCAACUCCACCGUGAGUUUCCACCACUUCCCAAAGGAAGAAACCAUAAGAAAAAUAUGGAUACGUAAUGUGAGACGUGAUAAUUUAGUAAUUAAGAGGACCACCACAGUCUGUAGUAGACAUUUCGUCUCCACGGAUGUCAUUCAAGGUGGACGACGACGCUUGAAAGAGGGGGCUGUACCCGUGUUGUUCGCCUGGAACAACUACUCUCUGCCGGCAGUCAGACCAAGUGUCUGGGAGAGAACACAACGACCAGAGGAUGAAUCAACUGAAGAGGAAGAGAUGGAUGUUGAACUGUUGCUUCAGUGCCAUGAUUACGAUGCAAAACCAGAACCAUCAUCUUUGGAUAUAGCAUGUGAGAAAAUAGAGGCCCAGCAGCAAGUGAUAGAGGAGCUGCAAAAGAGGCUGGCCGCGGUUACACUGAAGCAGUCGUUUGGCUUGGAGAGGUUUUUAGCAUCGGACGAUGACAUCAGAUUCUAUACCAGAUUUGCCAGCUACCACCACCUACAGGCAUUUUGGAGACAGAUUGAACCUGCAACGAGGAGAAUUGUGCGUGUUGGUACACAGUCAUCCACUUCCAGCACAACAGCAGCUCCUGACAAUGCCACUGAUCCACCUCGUCGACCGAGCCGAUGCCUUCCGAUGAUUGAUGAACUGUUCCUGUUCUUGGUGUACCUGUCGCUGGGUCUGAAGGAGAAAGAUCUGGGUGAUCGUUUCAGUAUUCAUCAGUCCACCGUCAGCAGGAUAAUCAAAACCUGGGUAAAUUUUUUGUACACCUUGUUGGGUGCUGUUGGGAUAUGGAUGUCUCCUGAGACAAUUAGAGCCACGAUGCCGAGUGUAUUCAGCAAAUACUCUGACACCCAAGUCCUUAUUGACUGUACAGAGAUGAGAUGUCAGAUGCCUUCAUCUUUACUCUUACAGAGUGAGAUGUUUUCACAGUAUAAAUCGCACACUACCCUGAAAGGAAUGAUUGGUGUGUCACCACAUGGUGCUGUUACUUUUAUUUCCUCACUGUAUUCCGGCUCUAUCAGUGACAAAGAAUUGUUCAGGCAAUCUGGCAUUGUCCCUCUUUUGGAUAAAGAAAUGGCUGUAAUGGUGGACAAGGGAUUCAGAAUUGAUGACCUAGUGCCUUGCAAAGUUUACAGACCACCUUUUCUGAGUAAAAAGUCACAGCUGUCUCAUGGCGAAGUGCUGGUCACUCAGGACAUUGCACGGUUAAGGAUACAUGUGGAGAGGACAAUUAGGCGCAUCAAAGAGAACAAACUGUUUGACACUAUUAUCCCUCUAACCAUUUGUGGCAGUAUCAACCAGCUUUUUGCAGUAGCCUGCCUCCUAACAAACUAUCAAAACAAGCCACUGGUCAAAGCAUGGGCCAAAUAACUGUGUUAACCUCACUGAGCCAGUCUCUCUGGAUACUAGUACACUGAAUGGUCAAUAUUAUUGUCUCAGAUCUGCUCGCUAAACUGCUAAUGGACUUCCCUCAAUUCUGUUCCAUUUGUCUCUCUUUAUGAUAAACAUUCUCUGAUGUAGAUUUGACAUAUGUGUUCCAUGAUACAUGUUUAUGUAGCAAUACAAAUUAUAUGUUUGACUUUGAGUGGUUAAAUUUGUCAGUGCCAACUGUGCAUUACUAGUCCCCCUCUCUCUUGUAGUAAAAUGUAUGAAAUCAAACCAUGCAUACAGUAAAAUAUUGUAUAUGAAAUCUGAAAACAUCUUUUAUAGUCACCAUGAUACAAAUUGUAUAAGGAAUGAUUUAAUUAUUUUUGUUACUUACAAAUAAAUCUGGAAAAAAAUCA